Messenger RNA from Plenodomus lingam JN3, 462 nucleotides. NCBI's taxonomy places the organism in Eukaryota, Fungi, Ascomycota, Dothideomycetes, Pleosporales, Leptosphaeriaceae. The record is from RefSeq and is a predicted model, not a curated record.
AUGCCUCCAGGGGUUUGGGGAAUUGGCAAACGGCUAUCAGGUCUUGGUUUUUCCAUGAGGUUGGCACUCGACCAUCAGGGAGGUGACGGAACUAGCGACGAAGCUAACAAUAUGAGAGCACAAGACUCAAACCAGUUGGUAGUUGCUUACUGCUGCAAGUCAGCAUUCACCAGUAAGCAUUCUGUUACGGCAUCAGCAGGUCUGUUCAUUGCAUCAGUAGCUUCACUCUCACACCGAACAACAAUUCGUUCCAAUCGACUCAGCUCACCAAGAACAACGAGAAAUUUUAUCAAUAUGGCUAAAUUCUUCACUAUCGUUGCCGCCCUUGCCUUCGCCCUCACGGCUCUCGCAUCUCCCAAUCCCAACCCCCAGAGCUGUGGCGGUACCGCCAUUCCUGGGUCGGACUGUAGCUUCCACGACCAGUGCAGGUCCUGCAAUUGCCGAAACGGCAUCUGCGCUUAG